CCCCUAGCGGUGACGCUAAAAUAUAAUACCAAAUAAUACCAAAUACCAAAUACUUAAUGUCUUGUAUCACACAGCUGGCGAGCAAAUAAACCGACUGUAUUCUGAAUUAGAACAACAGACACGCACGAUGGGUCGUAUCUUCCUGGAUCACAUCGGAGGCACUCGCCUCUUCUCCUGCGCCAACUGCGAUACCAUCCUGACCAACCGCUCCAAGCUCAUCUCCACACGCUUCACCGGGGCGACAGGGCGGGCUUUCCUCUUCAACAAGGUGGUGAACCUGCAGUACAGCGAGGUCCAGGACCGCGUCAUGCUUACAGGGAGGCACAUGGUGCGAGACGUCAGCUGUAAAAACUGCAACAGUAAGCUGGGCUGGAUCUACGAGUUCGCCACCGAGGACAGCCAGCGCUACAAAGAGGGGCGCAUCAUCCUGGAGAGGGCGCUGGUGAGAGAGAGCGAGGGCUUCGAGGAACACGUGCCGUCCGACGCCUCCUGAAUCUCUCUCUCUCCUUUCCCCCUCUCUUCUCUCUCUCAUAGACAUUAAAAACAAUAAGUUACAAUAAGGGCACUGCUGGUGAAACAACACCAUCAAAAAAUUAACUUAUAACUCUUUAAUCUGUGAAAAUUUAUUAAUUUGUGUGGUUUGUCAAUUACAUUUAAAAACGGAUCUACAGUACUUCACUGAUAGAAGAAAAAGGUGCUUCAGUUAUGUUAUAAAUGACGGAAGGAUAAUUACUUAGGACAACAAGGUGUGUGAUUUAUCACAAACACAUUUGUUUAAGCAUUUUGAGCAGUUACUAAAUAUAAACAAAGAUGGAACAUACAA
Messenger RNA from Trichomycterus rosablanca, 823 nucleotides. RefSeq names its product protein yippee-like 5. The record is from RefSeq and is a predicted model, not a curated record. Bases 128 to 493 code for a protein of 121 amino acids. Lineage: Eukaryota; Metazoa; Chordata; Actinopteri; Siluriformes; Trichomycteridae. The transcript is spliced from 4 exons. Gene Ontology annotation, cellular component: ubiquitin ligase complex.